AUGAAGGGAAUGGGCGUCGAGGACAUGGGGUGCGAGAUGGUGGGCAUGGACGGCCAGGUCAUGAUGGAGAAUGACGGUACGGCGCCCGAAGAAGGCAUGUGGGACGGCGACAUGGCCAUGUGCUGCAUGGAGGCGGACCCUUCCAUGUUGGAAGGCAUGACCUGGGCCAUGCCCGAGACUCCUCCGGAGGCUCAGCAGGAAUGGAACGCAGAGGCCACGCCCGAGAAGAAAGAGGCGGCGCCCAGAGCCAAGAAGGUCUGGGAGGAGACAGAGAAAGACUGGGGAAAGGAGGCCACACAGGAGACUUCCAGUCGCUGGCAGGACAGCCGCGGGAGGCAGGGCAACCGGAAGACCUGGCGCGAUGAAGGCUCGAACUGGGAUGAUCGCAAGGAUGAAGGCUGGGACAGCUGGGACUACAACUGGCGAAACAAGGGCCGCUCGGCGCGCAGGGCGAGACAGGAUGGGUGGCAGGAGAACAACUGGGGCGAGCGCGACUGGCGCUGGUCCCAGUACAAGGAGGAGCCUGAACCCGCCGAGGAAGCGCCUGAGGAGGCAGAGGUGGAGGUUGAGGCCGAAGGUGGGAGCAUACCUGCAAGCAGCAGUUCGGAGAGCCUCGCAGCACAGACUGGCGAAUCAGGCUACACGACCGUGAUGCUCCGCAACAUCCCCAACAAGUACACCCGCGAGAUGCUCGUCAAGCAGCUCAACCAGGACUUCAAAGGCCGCUUCGACUUUGUGUACUUGCCCAUUGACUUCAAGAACAAGUGCAAUGUCGGCUACGGCUUCAUCAAUUUUCGCACCUCUCCGGCCUGUGAUGAGUUUAUCGCCAAGUAUGACGGCGUGGAUGUUCGCAAGUGCUUGCCCGGGCUGAACUCCAAGAAGAUCGCCGGCGUCACGCCGGCCCGAGUGCAGGGUCUAGAGGAGAAUGUCCGGCGCUUGCGCACAGGGCCUGUCAUGAACGAGCUGGUGAACCACCCCGAGUGGAUGCCUCUGCUCUUGGAUGCCAAGGGCGAGGCCAUGGACUUCCCCAUGCCCGAGCACCCUGCUCCGGCCCCGAAGCUGAAGCGCCGCGCCCGUGAGGAGCCAGGCGCUCGCGCGUGGUGA
This is a messenger RNA of Effrenium voratum, 1104 nucleotides long. The record is from the annotation of a GenBank genome assembly. NCBI's taxonomy places the organism in Eukaryota, Dinophyceae, Suessiales, Symbiodiniaceae.